Messenger RNA from Talaromyces proteolyticus, 1351 nucleotides. RefSeq lists its product as uncharacterized. Lineage: Eukaryota; Fungi; Ascomycota; Eurotiomycetes; Eurotiales; Trichocomaceae. Gene Ontology annotation, biological process: alkaloid metabolic process. The record is from RefSeq and is a predicted model, not a curated record. The coding region runs from base 335 to 943 and encodes 202 amino acids. The transcript has a single exon. Gene Ontology annotation, molecular function: transferase activity, transferring alkyl or aryl (other than methyl) groups.
GCAGUACUUUAUUAUUGGAUCGGUUAGUAUGCAUCUCCGAUAUUCCGCAAAUGGCUGGGAUUUCGCCUAGGGCGAUUUCUAUAGGAUUCAGGUCCCAUAGUCGCCAGAGGGGUUUUCAAACAAAACAAUAAUGAGAUUGCUUCGAGUCGCCGAUACAUUAUCCCUAAGAGCAGAGCAUCCACUUCUGGUAAAAUACUAGGAGGCUCUUGUUAAUCAUACCUGGCUCUAUAUCAGUAUAGUGCAACUGUCAUACCUACUAACUUUCCAAUAUUGAUGCAACACUCACUAUUGGCAAUGGCGUUCAAUAGUACAGGGCCUACUAGCCUCAAUUACCAUGCCACAAAUACAUAAUCCAGGAAACCUCAUAUCACUCGCAGUGUCUUCUCUGGCUCUAGAAUUGAGGAGUUUCUGGAAAAAUAAGUACGAGACUUCUCAACCGUCAUACAAUGUUAUUCGCUUUCACCUCCCGUUCAACAAAAGUGAGAGCUACUGGUGGGACACUACAGCUGUUAUCCUGAGCAAACUCAUGUUCCAAGCGGACUACCCGCUAUUCCUCCACUAUGAGAGACUUUCAUACUUCUACGACAUUGUGUUACCAGCAUGGGGCCCUAUCCUCCUCAACACAGACGGUCAGCCCGAUUGUCGAGCUUGGAAGCCAACCAUGCUAGCAGACGACUCGAGCUGCAAACCCAGGGUCAACUUGAGAACUACCGGCACCACGGAGACUGCCAUACGGUGCGACGAUCCGACGAUCAUGGCCGUCGAACUCCUUCCCACCUUCUACAAGGUGGUCCUCAACAUUAAAGACGGUGAAAAAGACAAAGCGCUUACUGCAUAUCAUCCAGGAUGGGGUAGCGUGCUUUUCAACUGCACUUUCAGAUCCGGCGCCGCAAUACCUACGCCGCAGUUCUACAUACAACCUGGAUGUUUUUUUGCCAAGUGAAAAGUCUAUCAUUGAGCGAAUCAUUCUGUUCUGGAGACGUAUCGGAUAGAAUCAACAAGCUGACAUGUAUGCGAAAGAUUGGCAUGAUACUUUGUAAGUGUAUAUAAUCGACGGUGAUAUAUAUAGUUUUUAACGAGACUUGGCCCAUGGGUUAACAGUAGUGGAUAUGGAAAAAUAGCUGUGCUGUUACUCGCGUACAAGAACGAUGGAUCCGGGGUGUACCAGAGCGUUUACUUUUCCCCGACGGUGCAUAUUGCGCAGAGACGCUAGGCUAUAUAUAAGGAGAAUGCGACUUUGAUACAGAACAUUGAAUCUAAGUACACUGCCUUGUACAGGUAUAGCAUAAAUAAAAUCGGCACCAAGGUUAUGCCAGGUUCGCAUCACCUGAAGAGAUCCAGUCUCAAUAAC